Pundamilia nyererei is the source of this 2237-nucleotide messenger RNA. It is a transcript of the gene fkbp10b, whose product is annotated as FKBP prolyl isomerase 10b. NCBI's taxonomy places the organism in Eukaryota, Metazoa, Chordata, Actinopteri, Cichliformes, Cichlidae. Gene Ontology annotation, cellular component: endoplasmic reticulum. The coding region runs from base 257 to 1963 and encodes 568 amino acids. The transcript is spliced from 10 exons. Gene Ontology annotation, molecular function: calcium ion binding; peptidyl-prolyl cis-trans isomerase activity. The record is from RefSeq and is a predicted model, not a curated record.
UAAGUUUGACGGAGGGGCUUGCCUCUCCCAGCUCCCACAUUCCUUCCACCGUGGUAAGAAAAAAAGUUUGUACAGCGAGCUGGAGGUUGUCCACGUUUACAGCAUUCAGACACCGCUGCCCAGCUCCACAUCUGCAGCCCGGCCCCUCUGCGCUGUGAAGAGCGCACUCCAACGCAGGGCUUAAACUGAUUUAUGUUUUUAAUUUUAAUUUUUUGGCGUUUUUAUUUGAAAUCCAUUUUAAGUUAUUCCCCAAACAAUGUUUUCCUUUUGCAUUGCCCUUUUCCUUCUCAUCUCCGGCUCUUUCGUGGAGUGUAACCCCAGUCCUGUGCUUGGAGAUGUAGUCGUGGACAGAUACUUCAUCCCCAAAGACUGCGCCAGAGAAGUGAAAAGCGGAGAUUACGUCCGCUAUCACUAUAACGCAACAUUUAUCGAUGGAAAAACUUUUGAUUCGAGCCAUCAGAAAGGAGCAGCUAAAGUCGGCCUGAUCGGGGAGGGUCGGCUCAUUGCGGGGAUGGACAAAGGUCUGCAGGGCAUGUGUGUGAAUGAGCGCAGGAAAAUCACCGUCCCGCCACAGCUGGCCUAUGGAAACACCGGGGCAGGUGACGUCGUUCCUCCAGACGCCACCCUCGUGUUUGACAUCCACCUGCUGGAUCUGUGGAACACGGCCGACCUGGUUGUAACCACAACCAUCACCACUCCGAAAGACUGCAAGCGCUCCGUGAUUCGUACUGACUUUGUGCGUUACCAUUUCAACGGCACUCUGCUCGUCGGCACAGUCUUUGACUCCAGCUACACCAGGAAACAGACACACAACUCCCUAGUAGGUGAGGGUUGGAUGAUCAAGGGCAUGGAUGAGGGCCUGCUGGGCAUGUGUGUGGGAGAGAUCAGAAAAAUCGUCAUCCCGCCGUUCAAAGCCUACGGAGAAAAGGGAUCAGGUGACGAGAUUCCCCCUCAGGCGACUCUGGUGUUCGACGUCCUGCUGGUGGACAUCCACAACCCGAAGGAUAACAUCACUGUUGAGAACCAGGUGGUGCCGGAGUCAUGCACUCGCAGGUCCGUGGUCGGAGAUUACAUUCGGUACCACUAUAACGGCACCUUCCUGAAUGGAGUCACCUUUGAUACCAGCUACCAGAGGAACAGCACUUACAACACCUACAUUGGGAUGGGGUACGUAAUAAUGGGGAUGGAUCAGGGCCUGCUGGGACUCUGCAUUGGGGAGAAGAGGAAGAUCACUAUUCCUCCACAUCUGGCUUAUGGAGAGAACGGAGCAGGUGAUGUGAUCCCUCCUUCUGCUGUGCUCGUCUUUGACAUCCACGUCAUCGACUUCCACAACCCCAACGACACGGUGGCUGUCCAGGUCAUCCACAGACCCGAAGUGUGUAACGAGACCACAGAAGUGAACGACCUCGUCCGCUACCACUACAACUGCUCCCUCAUGGACGGGACGCUGCUCUUUUCCUCACACAACUAUGGCAGCCUUCAGGACGUCGUCCUGGGCUCAGACAAAGUGAUCGACGGGCUGGAUCAGGGCCUGCAGGGCAUGUGUGUGGGAGAGAGGAGGGUGAUAACGGUGCCACCUCACCUUGGCCAUGGGGAAAGGGGAGCUGCUGGUGUGCCGAGCAGCGCCGUGUUGGUCUUUGACAUAGAGCUGCUGAGCUUUGAGAAGGGCGUGCCGCCUGGUUACCUGUUUGUGUGGCUGGAGGACACUCCUACAGACCUGUUUGAAGCCUUGGACAUAAACAAGAAUGCAGAGGUGCCACAGGAGGAGUUUGCGGAGUUCAUCAAGCUGCAGGUGGCAGAGGGCAAAGGUCGCAUAAAGCCCGGGCUGACCAUGGAGCACGUCGUCACCGACAUGUUCCAAAACCAGGACCGAAAUAAAGACGGCGUGAUCACAGCCAACGAGCUGAAACUUAAAGUGGAUGAGGACAAAGAGCGGGAACAGGCAAGGCACGAGGAGUUGUGAUGAGGACAAAAGUGUUUGGUUCUCUCUCAGGGAUAAACCUCCAACACAGUACAAAAAAAAACGCAACAACCAACAAACAGGCAACAAGAGACUUUUUCCCCCACACGGAGUCAUGGUUUAGUGGUUUCAAGUUUUGAAAUGACAAAGUGCAGAAGAUCUUUUUCACUAUCAUUUUUUAUGUGUGUUACAAAUGUCUGUUUGAUUGCUGUAAACAAACAAGCACCUUUAUUUGUCCCUGAACACCACAUUCAUUAAAAUGUUUGUAGAAAAACCA